AUGAGAAAGCUAAGAGUAGGUGGUUUUUUGGUGUUUGGUGCGAUUGAUGCAUGGCGAUGCGCGAACAUGUUCUCUCUUCCGCAGAACGGGGAGGUACAUAUAUGUAACUCAACCAACUACAUGCUAGCUAACUCAUUGGAAUGUUUGCUAGCCAACGGUCCCCAUACAGCGCUCUUUCUUUUUCUUUCUUUCUUCUACUUUUUUCUCUUCUUCUUUCAAUUCAAUUGGAUCCAUGUAUGA
Molecule: messenger RNA, 240 nt
Organism: Periconia digitata
Lineage: Eukaryota; Fungi; Ascomycota; Dothideomycetes; Pleosporales; Periconiaceae
Source: the annotation of a GenBank genome assembly